Molecule: messenger RNA, 690 nt
Organism: Clavispora lusitaniae ATCC 42720
Lineage: Eukaryota; Fungi; Ascomycota; Pichiomycetes; Serinales; Metschnikowiaceae
Gene: RIB5
Product: riboflavin synthase
Biological process (GO): riboflavin biosynthetic process
Molecular function (GO): riboflavin synthase activity
Source: RefSeq, a predicted model, not a curated record
AUGUUUACCGGUCUUGUGGAAACCAUGGGCACUGUGCUCGAGUACAACGGCGAUUCCAGCGGCGCCACUGCUGUUUUCGGCGACUGCGCCUCCAUCUUGGGCGAUGUCAAUUUGGGCGACUCCAUCUCCACCAACGGCGUUUGUCUCACCGUCACACAUUUUGACGACGCCCGCACGCAGUUUUCUGUCGGCAUAGCGCCCGAGACACUCCGGCGCUCGACUUUGGGCGCGUUGCGUCCAGGCGACAAGGUCAACUUGGAGCGGGCGGUCAAGAGCGACGUCCGCAUGGGCGGGCACGUUGUUCAGGGCCACGUGGAUACCGUGGCGACCAUUGUGCAGAAAGUUCCAGACGGGACCGCCGUCGCCUUCACGUUCCGGCUCCGCGACCGGGAAAACAUCGAUUUUGUCGUGGAGAAGGGCUUUGUUGCCGUGGACGGCGCUUCUCUCACUGUGACGGGUGUGGAUCACCAGGCGGGCGAGUUUUCGGUGAUGCUUGUCGAUUACACACAGAGCAAAGUGAUCACGGCAGCGAAAGUGCAAGGUGAUGCUGUCAACGUCGAGGUUGAUUACACGGGCAAGGUGAUUGCGCGGCAGAUUGAUAUUGCGCUCGAAGGCCAGUUGAGACGGCCUGACUCGGCGUUGGCCCGGUUCAUUCUGGAUGCGAUUGAGCGCAGAUUGAAGGCGGCGUGA